UCCUUCCUUUUCAGUUCCCUCCGCGGAAGUAGACGCAUUUGUCUAUAUUCCGUUCCUUUUAUUUUUAUCAGUUUUUACCCCCCUAAAUUUAUCAGAAAAUGGAGGCGAAGAUGGAAGCGUAAAGAUAUGUCUCGAUCCAAUCUGGUUUUUUAUUUAACUUCAGUUUAAUGGACCGGAUGAUCUCCAAAUCGGACUGCGUUUCCCACAGCCUUGAAGGGGAGGUUGCUGUAUCCAGCGGGGAGGUAGGCUUUUCCGGGGACCGCGAUGAAAUUCGCCGAACCCUUGGAAGGCCGGAAGCUGCAUUUCCGUCUGGAACAGGCAGCGUCUAGGGAAGCCAGGCUGUGGAAGGCCCGCGUGCCCAAAAAGCCAUCCAGCCAGGAUGCAGACAUCUCCCCCGGUCAGCGAGACGAGGCGGUGCGCUGGCUCGCCGACGUGCACCGCCGCCUGCAGCUCUACCCAGAAACCAUCUGCCUGGCCGUCUCCAUCCUCGACCGCUUUCUUGCCACCGUUAAGGCGCGUCCUAAGUACUUGCGCUGCAUCGCCAUCACCUGUUUCUUCCUGGCUGCCAAGACCAGUGAGGAGGACGAGCGACUCCCCACUCUGAGAGAGCUCAUUAGCAGCAGUAGCUGUGGCUGCACUCGUUCUGAGAUGUUGAGGAUGGAGAGGAUCAUUCUGGAUAAACUCAGCUGGGACCUGCACACUGCCACACCCCUCACCUUCCUGCACAUUUUUCAUGCGAUGGUGUUCAGCUGUAAGGCGGUGCACUUCAACAGUGGCUUAUCUGGUUUGAACCGGUCCCAGCACCUGGCCCUGCUCACCCAGGAGUUACUGCACUGCAUUUCCCACAGUGCACUACUGCAUGUGCGUGGCUCAAUGCUGGCCCUUGCCCUCGUCACCCUGCAGCUGGAGAAACUCUGUCCUGAUUGGCUUGCUCUCACUGUUGACCUGCUGCAGAAAACGCAGAUUGACAGCUCAGAGCUGAUUGGCUGCAGAGAGCUGGUUGCACGUUGCCUGUCCACACACACGGCCUCCCUGCCUCCCAACACUGUGUACAUCUGCCUCCCCCCACGCCCCUCUCCCUUCAGUGACCCCCACCCGGAACACCGGCAAAGGCCGGCGCUGCCCGCCUGGCAUCUCUCGGCUGUCCCGCCCUCUGGCGCUGCCCUUUGCACGUCCCUGGCGCUGCGGAGGAAGCCGUCAGCCAAACGCAAAGUGGAGCAGAUGGACGUGGACGAGUACUUCGACGGCAUCAAGCGCCUCUACAAUGAGGACAGCCCCCCGGAAGGGGUGCCAUGGGGCGGGGAUGAGCCGGCUGGAGGCGGGGCCUCUUCGGGCAGCGUGCUCUUGGUAGCCCGCCCAGAGAGAGGGUCCCCGCCGUGCCCGGCUCUUCAGCCCGUCACUGUCUCCUAGCAACACAAGCAGGGCUAGUUCGAUAGGCAGCGCAGGUCGACGAUAAAGAGAAACCGCAGUUUCGGCACCUCCCUCCACCUUCAGAGCAGAAAAGAGCCAAAACGUGUGCAUAUUAUAAAUGUACUUUAUAAGCCACAGUUUAUUCAGACCUCUCUGUUUAGCCUAAUUACAAAAAAGGAAGAAAAAAAUCAAUAUAAAGUAAAAAUCUCAACAAAAAAGUAGAAAUACUUUUCCCGUCCUUGUUGUAAAAUGUCUGUCUUCGGUGUUGACUCACUUAUCCCUGUUGGCAAAAAUGUUCAUAUAUUCUAAUGUGUGGGUGGGUGUGUGUGCGCGUGUGCGGCCCUGGGAGUUCACAUCCGCUCAGAGUGUGCUGUGUUCUUUCAUGUGCUUUUCUGUUUUUUGUUGCAUUUCUCAUGUACAAAGCAAAUGGCACUCCUGAAUGUAAGUGUGAAUUAAUAUAUUGUAUAAUUCCACGGUUAAAAGAAAAUGGAUUUAAUUUAAUACUUUGUUUUGGCUAUGAACUGUAAUACAAAUGUUAUUUAUGAUUUUUCUUUCCCCUUGAUUAAUUCUUUGUGAUUCUCUCUCCCUCUCACUUUGUCGAUUCUGACUGAUCUCUCUUCCCUCUACGAUCUGUCUGUUGUUUACUGAGAUGCGUGUGCAUGCAUGUGUAAUGGUGCUAAACUCCCUAUCACUUCUGCUAAGACAGCAUUAAUAUAACGUUACUACAGUAAACACCAUCUCCUCACACACGCACUUGCACAGACCAGGGAGCAGCGCAGUUUAGUGUUUAUUCCCCAACGAAAACGCAACCGUGUUUUUCCAUCAGAAAAGUGAGGGGAAAAAAAGUUUAAAAAAAAACAAAAAAACAACAUCUGUGGAAAUGGACAUAAAGGACCAUUCCGACCAGUGCUGCACGUGUUCUCUGCUGUUAUCUUUGGCUCUGUUCUCCUCUGGAGGCUUCAGGUCUGCCUGUACUGCUGAAACAUCAACGCAAAGAUCGAAAUAAACAAACCGUCUAUUAAGCCA
Messenger RNA from Electrophorus electricus (electric eel), 2436 nucleotides. It is a transcript of the gene ccni, whose product is annotated as cyclin I. The record is from RefSeq and is a predicted model, not a curated record. Lineage: Eukaryota; Metazoa; Chordata; Actinopteri; Gymnotiformes; Gymnotidae.